Messenger RNA from Cydia splendana, 686 nucleotides. RefSeq lists its product as uncharacterized. NCBI's taxonomy places the organism in Eukaryota, Metazoa, Arthropoda, Insecta, Lepidoptera, Tortricidae. The transcript is spliced from 6 exons. Bases 47 to 622 code for a protein of 191 amino acids. The record is from RefSeq and is a predicted model, not a curated record.
GCUAGUCCACACUGAAAGUUUCAUUUUAUUUAAAUUUCGCUUCGCGAUGUCUACAGCAGUUUACGUUUUGUUGUUGAAAGCAGUCUGGACGUUAUGUUGGGCAUCAUCACUCACGGGUCCCGAAGAAGCACGGGGCCUGGCCGAGCAUAUCUUAGCCAUACCCAACGCUGAGAAGGUGCUCAACUCUGUGCUGGGCCAACUGGAGUAUAAUCGGCAUAAGGCAGAACAGCGGUACCAGCAGGACACUGAAUGUGGGGAGAUCCUGCCGGAAUACACAGAGUCUAUACAGGAUGACCGCGAAAGAAACACGCGUCAACUCUUUCAAAAACAUUCACCUCUGUGCCAUUUGGAAAGAAAAAUCCGGAAACUCAGUACCACCGAGUACGAAUACCGGCCCGCUUACUAUGAGGAGGUUCGGUGUGUUGCGUCAGGGGACGGCGGCAGCUCCAAUGAAAUAUGUUCUAGUCUCGGCUUGUCUUGUGUGCAAUGGAAUAAAACUAUUCAUUUGACCAGGAGACGGUAUACAAGUGAUUGUUGGGAGACGAGAACUCUUAUCAUCCCAGCAGGGUGCGAAUGUCUGUGGUCCAAUCAGAAGCUCGGCGACAUAUCUCUACACAUUUGAAAAUUACAACUUGCUUCUUGGGAUCUGUCAACGUUGAACUAAACAAUCGAGCUUAAUAAAUAAA